This is a messenger RNA of Schizophyllum commune H4-8, 3247 nucleotides long. RefSeq lists its product as uncharacterized. Gene Ontology annotation, cellular component: nucleus; cytoplasm. Bases 23 to 2869 code for a protein of 948 amino acids. Lineage: Eukaryota; Fungi; Basidiomycota; Agaricomycetes; Agaricales; Schizophyllaceae. The transcript is spliced from 5 exons. Gene Ontology annotation, molecular function: ubiquitin binding. The record is from RefSeq and is a predicted model, not a curated record.
GUAUCCUUUGUUUUUCACCGUCAUGGCUUCGUACAAGUCCGCAAUACGCUCGCAAGCGCCUUCAGAGCAGGUAGAUGGUACCAAGUACCGCGCCCAAGCUCGGCAACUCCAGGAAUUCUUCCCUACAUGGUCAAACGAUGAUCUCCAAUCGCUUUUGGUUGAGGUAUCGGGAGAUGUAGAGCUUGCUGCUGCUCGUAUCAGCGAAGGUCGCGUAGAGCAAUGGGGCGCUGUACACCGCAAAAAAGAGAAGCGCACCUCCACCCCAGGUCAUGCAUCCAAGGACUCCGUGUCAUCCGCUCCGUCCCCUCGUGGGGGAGCCGAUUUUCGCGGCGGACGAGGGGGUCGCGGGGGCAGAGGAGGCGGUCCCGUAGGACGCGGUUCCUUCCGUGGCGGUCGCGGCGGGCGAGGCGGUUUUGCAGGAGCCGUCACAAACGGCCAUACACCCGCGAGGGAGUCGACCUCCAGCCCGGCCUGGGGCACCUCUGCUGCAAAGCCUACUGCCCCUGCGUCGACGGACGCUACAGCCCCGCCCGCGGCAGACAACGCUUGGGACUCAUCCGCCCAUGCAGAAUCGAACGCAACCCCGAACGCUUGGGGUGCCCCGGAGCCCAAGUCUGAGCAGCCGCCUGCCCCAGCCCCAGCCCCAGCCCCCGUGACGGCCCCCGCACCCGACGUAAAUGGCACGGCCACACAGGCGCCGGCGCCGAAGAAGCCAGCUACUUCCAAGAUGUCCUGGGCGCAAAUCGCACGCCCACAGGAGAAGCCGCCCCCAACGCCCAAGCCUGCUGCUCCCGCUGCAGCCGCUCCCACCGCGCCCGCCCCGGCGCCCCAGGUUGCCCCCGCGGCGCCGGAACCCGCUCCUGAAGCUCAGCCUUCAGCUCGGGAGGAGCCUGUCACGGUUGAGGCGCCGACUUGGGAGGAGGACAAGCCGUCGGUAUCCACCCCCGAUGCUUGGCCUGAGGCCCCUGCAGCUGCUCCUGAGCCUAAGGCUAAAGAGCCGACGCCCCCUGCGCCCGAGCCCGAGCCCGUCGCUGCACCAGCAGCGGUCCCCGUCAAGCCCGCGGAGGAGCCCCCUAAGCCGCGUGUCGCAGAGGCGUCGCCCAAGCCCUCGCCAAAGCCUCGUCCCGCCGCCGCGCACCGUACGAGCGCUGCCGCUGCACGCUUCAAGGCCGGUGAUGCUGUGGUCAUGCCACGAUUUGGGACCGCGUCCCCAGUCCCUUCCGCCGACAAGCUUGGCAUGCAAUUCGGCUCCCUCAACCUCGGUGGUACGCCAAUCGACGAUAAGCCGGAACCCGAAGCAGCGCCCGCGGCCCAAUCUCCCCCUCAACCCGCACCCCAGGCAAAGGCACCGACGCCGCCUGCGCCUUCUAUCCUUCAGCAACCUCAGCAAGCGCAGCCUCAACAGGCUCAGCAGCAACCGCAACAGCCGUCCCAGCCGCAGACGUCGCAGCCCUCCGCUUUCUCUGCCGCCAUCUCGCAGCCGACGCAGCCCCCCACCAACCACGUCACCGCCUCCACGUCCCCCAUCCAAUCCCUCUCUACCUCCCACUCCGCCCAACCUGCGCAGACGACGGCGCUGCCGCAAAGCCAGAGUCAGCCCCAGCAAAUCCAGAACCAGUACGCUACGGGCCUUCAACACCACCUCGAGCAUCAGGCCCCGCAAGCGCCGCAGCCUCAGGCGCCUAGCCAGAAUGCUGGGUAUCUGCGUCACCAGCAGGAGCCGGCGUACUUCCACACUCCCACUCCCCCGCAAGAGGCGCACUACGGAAGCCCCUUCGGCAACGGCAUCGGUCUCAGCGGCGCUAUGGGUGCGACUGGUCACAACCAGGGAGGCCUCGGUAUGGGUGGGCUCGCCGGUGGCCUCGGUGGUCUCGGUGCUGCCGGUCUUGGCCAAAAUGCCGUUGGCGCUAUGGCGCAGAGCGCCUCUCAGGGUAACGCUCCCUGGGGCAGCGUUGACUACGGCUACGAGUCUCCCGCCGGACGUGGUCAGGGCUUUUACGAUUCGUACACCCCCGGCUUCAACCGCGGUGGUAUCCUUGGCCACGACGACCUCAAGGGCGGCCUGGCUAGCAGCGCGCCGCAACCGCAACAAGCUCAGCAAGGUCCUGUCGCCCAGCAGCAGGGACAGCAGGGCCCGCCUCCUUCGCAGCAGCCGCCGAGCGCCGCCAAUCCCAGCGCCGGCCCCGGCGCCCAAACGCCUCAACAACAGCAAGCCCAGCAGCAGAACUACGGUCCCCCGCCCGUCCCCUACUACUACAACCCUUACCCUCAGAACCAAUACAAUCCCUACGCGGGCGCGCAGUACAACCCGGGCUACGGCGUCGCGCCUGGCUACGUCAAGUAUCCGACCAUGUUCCCCGGUGGUGGUGGCGGGCUGAACAAGCAGCCCGGCGUCGGUGCCGGCGCAGGCAUGGGCGGCGGUGCGUCGUACGGGCAGGGUGGCCUCUACCAGCAGGGCGCGUAUGACGAUUACCAGCAUGGUGGCAUCGGGCUCGACAACUACGGCGUCGGUGCGGGCAAGCCUGGCGCCCCGGGUGCGCAGCAGCAAUAUGGCGGUGCAGCGCAGAGCCCUGCGCAGGGUCAGGGUCUUAUGGGUUUGGCUGGUGGCGCGCGUGGUAGCCCCGAGACUGCGUACAAGCAGUACGUGCCGAAGGAUGUCGGCGGAGGUCCCGGGAAGGCCGCGCAGCAGCCGCAGGGUCAAGGCCAGCAGGGCUUCUACGGCGGCAGCCGCUUCGGCAGCGGCGCGGGCGUUGGCGGUGUUGGCGGUCUCGGUGCCCAGCAGGGCGGGCCGCAGCACCUCUACGGUCCCCAGGGCGGUGCCGAUGGGCAGUUCUACGGGUACCAGCGCCAGCAGGGCUACUGGCAGUAAGCUAUUCGCCUCGCUGCGGACGCCAUCGAAUUGUACACGCAGACGCCUCUGCUGUAAUCCAAAGUCCAAGCUCGCUGUAACUGACCGACAAGCACAUCAUCCUCUUCACCUCCCCUCCAUCCCCAUCUUGCUCUUGCUUUUCGCUCUAGUUAUCUGCACCGUCCGUCCGUCCUUCUUUGUCAUCUCUCUUCCUUCUUCUCUUUUUCCUCCAUCUUCUUCUUGUCGAUUCUCAUCUGUGCGUACAUACGUUACAUCACAUAUUCUGUCGUGUCUUCGUCGCAAUGUCUGUUCUUGUACACUUAUACGAACAAAGACCUCUGAGCGAGUCCCUGUAAUAUGAUGGGUCGAAAGACUGAAAUCCCCACACUUGCUGGCGUG